Fusarium keratoplasticum is the source of this 825-nucleotide messenger RNA. RefSeq lists its product as uncharacterized. The transcript is spliced from 3 exons. Lineage: Eukaryota; Fungi; Ascomycota; Sordariomycetes; Hypocreales; Nectriaceae. Gene Ontology annotation, biological process: fatty acid beta-oxidation. Gene Ontology annotation, molecular function: enoyl-CoA hydratase activity. The record is from RefSeq and is a predicted model, not a curated record. Bases 1 to 825 code for a protein of 274 amino acids.
AUGUCCCAAUACAAGACCAUCAGCGUGUCGUCCACUGCCCCAGGUGCGGUGAGAAUCGUCAUCCAGAAUGGUGCUUCCAAUCUGUGGGACUGGGAUCUCAUGGAGGAAAUGGCCAAUGCACUUGAGUCUUUGGACGACGAUGUCAAAGUCGUCAUCUUCUCGAGCAACAACCCAUACUUUUUCAUUGCGCAUUAUGACUUAAGACAGUCCGGCCCAGACGGCCCGUCCAUCGAAGAGCAGGUAUCAGUUACCUUCCACAAGAUCCUCUUCAAGAUACUCAAAUCGCCCAUUAUCUUCAUCGCUGAGGUCGACGGCAUCGCCCGCGGAAUGGGUAGCGAGUUUGCUCUGCACUGCGACAUGCGCUUUGCCGGUAGAGGCAAGACGCGCCUCGCACACCCAGAGUGCAGAAUUGGUAUCAUUCCCGGGGCAGGGGGCGUCCAGCAUCUUGUCGAGCAGAUUGGACGUGCCCGAGCCUUUGAAUACAUCCUCACCGGCUAUGAAGUUGAUGCCGAUACGGCAGAGAGGAUUGGCUGGAUCAACAGAGCUUUCAACUCAGAAGAGUUGGCUCAAAAGGUUGAUGAUAUUGCCAAGAGGAUUGCCCUUUUCCCAAAGUCUGCGUUGUCGGCCUCCAAGACCAGCAUCAAUGCUUCUUCUUGCCCGAAGGAGUCUGAUACUCUUCGGGAUAGCGAGACCUUUUUUAAUCUCAUCAGGGGAGAAGAGCAUCAAAAGUUGGUUAAAAAGAUGUAUGAGGUUACAAAGGGCUUGGACUACAAGAACGGCCCUGUUGACGAUGAAACGGUCAUCAAGGCUCUUUAUGGGGAAUAG